UUCAGUCAACGCGCUUCAAUGACGACAACAGCACGCCCAGCACUUACUACGAGACUCUGUCGCAUUGCCUAAAUAAUAGUUGAAAAUCGAUGGCAUAUAAUACCAAUCACUAGAGCGCGUUGUACAAUUCCCUGACUUGACUUUCGGACCGACCACCACCUCAAUUUGGACAACAAUUCAUUUUCGCUUUUCAUUCAAUUUUCAUUCCCUUUUUCUUUUGUGUUUUCCGCACACGUGUUUCUGUUCCUCCCCACACACUCACACACAUACACACUUUACUUCGGCAGUGACUUUUUUUUUGGGUUACAUUGAAAAAAAAGUACUUCGACUGCCAACCAAAUCCCACUACGACCUCUAAUUUGACCAAUUGACGGAAAAUUAAUUGCGCUUAAAAUUAAUUAACAAAACUAUGCAUAUUUUUUUAACGUGAAACGAGCGUGUUAUUCGUCCAUCUGAUUUUAUAGUUGAUUGUGUUUAAGUAAAUUAAUUGAGCUAUUUAUGUUUUUGUGCUUCGAUCCAAAUUCAAUUUGCGAUCACAAUUUAAAUGCCUUUCGUCGAGAGAUUUCAACAAAUACGUAAUUUUGUUAUGAACGUCUGUCUCGUGGAGGCCAUCCAAUUCGUCCAGGACUUAACGCAUGCCAUUUGCUUGGACUUUCAGGGAUUGUUCAACCUCAAGUAGAGAUCCCCGAGCGAUCUCCCCUCGCUCUCCUCAUCAGUACACCAGUACACCAAGUUAACACAAAAAUUUCCUUCCAUUACGCAACCCCCACGCACGCAUCGCACAUCGCUGACC
Molecule: messenger RNA, 793 nt
Organism: Drosophila obscura
Lineage: Eukaryota; Metazoa; Arthropoda; Insecta; Diptera; Drosophilidae
Exons: 3
Coding region: 545-679 (44 amino acids)
Source: RefSeq, a predicted model, not a curated record